This is a messenger RNA of Mycetomoellerius zeteki, 1511 nucleotides long. It is a transcript of the gene mRpS31, whose product is annotated as mitochondrial ribosomal protein S31. The transcript is spliced from 9 exons. Gene Ontology annotation, molecular function: structural constituent of ribosome. NCBI's taxonomy places the organism in Eukaryota, Metazoa, Arthropoda, Insecta, Hymenoptera, Formicidae. Gene Ontology annotation, cellular component: mitochondrial small ribosomal subunit. The record is from RefSeq and is a predicted model, not a curated record. The coding region runs from base 291 to 1493 and encodes 400 amino acids.
UAGUGUCUAUUCCUAAUAUGGCGCAGGCCAUGUGACUUGUUAUAAUUGUUUGUUAUAAUUCGUAAUAUCAAUCCCUUUUUUGCUCAAGGAGCGCUCAGUGAGCGGUUUUCUUUGCUGAAUGCAGCCAAUGAUAACAUCGCCGAGACGAUCGCUCUCAAGCUAUUUUCUUUAGAUUCUAUGGCCUCUAUAAUUGCUUGUUCCCGAAUAAGAGACUAUCAAGUGCUAUUUUGUGCUCAUUUCUCAGUGUGGUAUAAUUGAGUAAAUAAGUUGUAAAAUAUUUAUGUGGAAAUAUGUUGCCCUUACACAUAUUAUCGAAAUGUAAUAUAAGAUCCUCAAGUGGAAUAUUAUUUCAAUGGAUAAAUAUUUCCAUGAGAUUAUGCUCUUCAUCUUCACCAUCUUCAUCAUCAUCAUCAUCAGAUUCAUCAGAUUCAUCUGAUUCAUCUGAUUCUGAUUCUGAUUCUGAAAAAGCAAAACCAAAGGAAAUUCAUGUUAAAAGUGCAAGUUCUGCAAGUGCAACAUCAGAUAACAAAUACGACUUGGAAAACUUCUUGAAUAACAUGUUACAAGUGAGAAAAACGCAGAAAACUGUUGAUGUUGGCAUGCAGCCUAAAAAGAAGGAAGAUAAAGCAAAUAAAAAACAUGAGCCUUUUGAAAAGAAAAUAGUAAGCGCGGCAGAAGAUGUGGCUAACGUGCUUGGUGGAGAUAAAACCAAAACAACAUCAGAUUUGCUUGAAAAAGUUCUUGCAUCUAGAGUAUCAGCACUAAAAGAAGAACAGAGAAGCAUUAAAAUGCAGAAAAAUGUCAAACAAUUGUCAAAAUAUGAUGUACAAAAAAGUUCCGAAGACAAACAUUUAGAAAAAAAGUCUAUAAUACAAACCCUACUGGACAAAUAUAAUAAGCAACCGAUAAAGAAAGUAGUUGAAAAUAGUAUAUCAAGACAGUUAUUACGUGGUGUUAAAGCAUCUAAAGAGAAGUUACAGGAUAUUGAUAAAAAAACGCCUCAUGCCAGACUCCAAAUCGAUUUGUGGAAUGGAAAGUCUAGUGACAUUUUUGAAAAUAUGAAUGCUGCUUCACCAAAUAUACCGGAACUGAAAACAUGGGCGGCAUUAGAACAAAGAGAAUUAAAAGCAUUGACAACUCAUCCACCUGCCAAUAUUUUUCAAGAACUAAUUCUUUGGACGGAGCAAGGAAAAUUAUGGAAAUUCCCUAUUGACAAUGAGCAAGAAAUGGAAGAAGAGCACAAUGUUCAUUUCUCAGAACAUGUCUUUAUGGAACGUCAUCUGAAGGGAUGGUGUCCUAAAUCAGGACCAAUUCGUCAUUUUAUGGAAUUAGUGUGCACCGGACUUUCAAAGAAUCCAUACUUGACAGUUCAAGAGAAGAUUGGACAUAUUAUGUGGUAUAAAGAAUACUUUGAAUCUAAACAAGACUUGUUGCAAGAAGUAGGAGCAAUUCAGCAGCCAAUCUCUGACAAAAUAAAAGAAAUUACAGAAUAAAAUAACAUAUAUAUUAGU